AUGGCGGCGAGCGCGGCCGCGGGUAAAACUGUGAUGGCAACAAGGCCCAGAUCAGAUCUGUAUAUCAAUCUACCUGCUUUGGAGAAAUUGGACGCCAUGCUGCUUGAAAUCCUGGAGAGUUUUGAGAAGACGGAGUUCUGGUACGUGGACGACGGCGACCGGUCGCCGAGCGCGAAUAUAUCGAGAUCUUUCCGGCGAGUUCUGAAGAGAAACGAGGAGAAGUGGUGGCGCCCCAUUCCCUGCCUUCCUUCUUACGGCCUCACGGCCAAGUCCCGUAAGGAUCUUAAGCAGAAGCGAGACUGCGCUAACCAAAUCCACAAGGCCGCCAUGGCGAUCAACAACGGCAUUCUUGCUGAGAUGGACGUCCCUGAUUCCUUCUUCGCCACAUUGCCCAAGUAUUCCAUGAAGAUUCAAUAUAACAAGGAUUUGGGCCAAGCAAUAUUGGAGAGUUAUUCGAGAGUGUUAGAGAGCUUCGCAUUCAACCUGGUGUCUUAUAUCGACGACGUGCUCUACAUUGACGAAUCCGUUAAGAAACGGUGA
This is a messenger RNA of Dendrobium catenatum, 540 nucleotides long. Its product is annotated as rop guanine nucleotide exchange factor 3-like. The coding region runs from base 1 to 540 and encodes 179 amino acids. The record is from RefSeq and is a predicted model, not a curated record. Lineage: Eukaryota; Viridiplantae; Streptophyta; Magnoliopsida; Asparagales; Orchidaceae. Gene Ontology annotation, molecular function: guanyl-nucleotide exchange factor activity. The transcript has 5 exons.